AUGCGCGUCUUCAUCACGGACUUGGGGUCGUCACUCUCGGCCGAGUUGGCACGCAACUGCCAGGAUGCAGGACUCGAGGUCGUGGGCACGGCCGCCCGCGGUAGCAAGUCGGAGCUGGCGGCGCUCAAGCGCCAAUUGCAGAGCCACCCCAACAGCGACGUUGAGGGGGCCGUCAAGGAGCUCGUCGCACUUCAGAGCGACUUAACGGUGUGGCGUCGACUUGUGCAGCUCGCGGACGUGGUCGUGGUCACCGCAUUGACGCUCAAAGCUUUCGAGAAACGCGGGACGACGAAAGGUGACGAGGACUCGAACGAAGGCGAAGGGGACAGCGUGAAGCGUUUCAUCGCCGUGUCCUCGGUGCUGUCGUGGAGCAAGAACGCGCCAUUCGCUGCUUCAGGCGCAGGUGCCGCUCACGUUGAGGACGACUUCAAGUCGCGCCGGCCAGCGCGCAAGUACGCGGACCUCAAAACUGCCGAGACGCAGAUCUUGAGCGCGCAUCGCACGGGGGAGCUUGAAACCUGCAUCGUAGGUGCCGAUGGUGGGGCCCAGUCACAGCUUCAGCUGAUCUUCCGCGAGGCCUGGUUGAAUCCGAAUCGGCCGCUUUUGGUGCCGAGUCUUGCCACCCCUACCCAAGGUCGAAAUUUGCUGCCCAUGAUCAGUCUCUACGACCUGGCGCUCCUGGUUUUCCGCGUGGCAGCGUCGCCCAGUAGUACGACCCUGCGCGACGUGUGCCGAGGAGUCAGCACCUUGCUCGCCUCGGGGCACGUACGUGAUCGCGACGACUCUACCAGUGCCGCUGACGGUGAAGCUGAUGCACUGCUACUGGAUGAGGAGGAGGAACUUGUAGCACCACUUCAGCUUCACUUGCGCUUCGACACGUCCGCUGGAGCGAUGCAUUCGCUGGUGGCACCGGAAGAGUGGCGCCACUAUUCGCGCGGUCUUCUCGGGAAUCUGGCCUUCUUCGUUGACGAUUUCAUCCAUGCGAUGGACUUGCGUCCACUGCGCACGGUUGUCCUUGGUGCACCUCGUGCCGGUAAAGCCCUGCUUGGCCGGCGACUUGCGAGAGAUUCCUAUCUGCCGUAUUUGUCCCCGACGACGCUGCUGAACGAGCUUUUUGCGCCUGAAAACGACGCCGCGCCUUCACUUCCGACCAAAGUUGUUCAGGCUGAUCCUGAGAGUGACGGAGGGCAGCAGGAGAACGACGGUGAGAAGCAGAACGAGGUCCCAGAGGUUUCAGAGACUCGGAAGUUGCGGGACGAGCUGCAGCAAUGGGCUCCGACUUUAACCAGUGGCUCGAGUGAGAACACCAACCAGCUCCCUAAAACCGCACUGGUAGCUUUGCUACGUUGGAAGCUGCGCAGUGCUGCGUGCCGUAACCAGGGAUACGUGCUUGAUGGACUCCCGAUCUCUGCGUCCCAGCCAAAAUUAAUCAUCGCACCGGAGCCUAGUGGUGAUGGCAACCCUGACGGAGAAGGUGAAGGGUCGGGCGAUGCUGGUGAAAAUGGCAACAGUGGCCCAGAUGAGGCGGCCGAUGGCGGUGAGGCUGCAGGUGGAGACGAGAAUGCCGAGGGGGGAACUACUGCGCCAGCAGUAGAUAUCGAGGCGGUGCUGGCACGUCUGAAGCCCCGACGACCCGUUCUCGCGCCCAACCGAGUGAUGGUGCUGCAGGCCCCGCGGACGCUGCUGGAGAUCCCUGUGUUCGAGAAGCCAAAGCAUACUCCCGACGCGACUGAGCCGAAGGCAGAAGGUGUGGAAGUGCUGGAGCUGUCUUUGCGAGACGAUCAUGCACAUCGUGACGAAACCGCGUUCACUGCUCCCGUCCAGCGUUACAUGGAGCAAGGAGGUCGAGCACCUCGCAACUUUCACCCUACGCGCGCUGAGCUGCGUGAACAGCGCCGUGCUGCCGAGAAACAAGCUCGUGAAGCUGAGAUCCGUGCAGCCCAGCGCACUCAGGAGCAGGACGCUCAGGACGAGGCCGCUCAACAGGCAAAACUCGCUCAGGAACGCGCACGGCUUGAGUUGCUACAACGCGAGGAAGCCGAACUACUGGAGACGCGAGCAAAGCCUCUGAGGACGUAUCUCAUGGACACCGUCUUGCCAGCACUCACGGAGGGAAUGCUGGAAGUCGUCAAGGUGCAGCCCACCGAUCCCAUAGAUUAUCUGGCAGAGUUUUCUUUCGCAAAGGCCAGGAACUAG
Phytophthora sojae is the source of this 2196-nucleotide messenger RNA. RefSeq lists its product as hypothetical. Lineage: Eukaryota; Oomycota; Peronosporomycetes; Peronosporales; Peronosporaceae. The record is from RefSeq and is a predicted model, not a curated record. Bases 1 to 2196 code for a protein of 731 amino acids. The transcript is spliced from 4 exons.